CUCCAGAGCCUGUGUGUGACUAUGCCACCAGGGCUGGCUGUCUCUGUGCUUAAAGCCAUCUUCCAAGAAGUACAUGUACAGUCUCUGCUGCAGGUAGACCGACAUACAGUCUACAAUAUCAUCAUCAACUUCAUGAGAACUCGAGAAGAAGGUGAUGGAUGGGGAAAAAGAUCCCCGCAACCUCCUGGUGGCUUUCCGCAUUGUUCAUGACCUCAUCUCCAGGGAGUAUAGCCUGGGACCUUUUGUGGAAGAGUUGUUUGAAGUGACAUCCUGUUAUUUCCCCAUUGAUUUUACUCCUCCUCCAAAUGAUCCCCAUGGUAUCCAGAGAGACGAUCUUAUCCUGAGUCUACGAGUGGUGCUGGCUUCUACACCACAGUUUGCUGAGUUCCUACUGCCCCUAUUGAUUGAGAAAGUAGAUUCUGAGAUUUUGAGUGCCAAGCUGGAUUCUCUGCAGACUCUGAAUGCUUGCUGUGCUAUAUAUGGGCAAAAGGAACUGAAGGACUUCCUUCCCAGCCUUUGGGCUUCUAUCCGCAGAGAGGUGUUCCAGACGGCCAGCGAGCAGGUGGAGGCAGAAGGCCUGGCAGCCCUGCACUCCCUGACUGCGUGUUUGUCCCGAUCUGUGCUGAGCGCUGAUGCCGAGGACCUUCUUGACCCCUUCCUUAGCAACAUUCUACAAGACUGCAGGCACCAUCUGUGUGAGCCGGACAUGAAACUGGUGUGGCCUAGUGCCAAGCUGUUGCAGGCAGCUGCAGGUGCAUCUGCCCGGGCCUGUGACCACAUUACCAGCCACGUUCUGCCUUUACUGCUGGAGCAGUUUCACAAGCAUAGUCAGAGCAACCAGCGGCGGACAAUCCUUGAAAUGAUCCUGGGUUUCUUGAAACUGCAGAAGUGGAGCUAUGAUGAUAAAGAUGAAAGGCCUCUGUGUGGCUUCAAGGACCAGCUGUGUUUAUUGGUCUUCAUGGCUCUAGCAGACUCCAGUGCCCAGCUUCAGCUUGUUGGCAUCCGAGCACUCACAGUCUUGGGUGCCCAGCCAGAUUUCCUAUCUUCUGAGGACUUGGAGCAGACAGUGGAUCACCUGUAUAGACUGAGCUUCUUGGAGGAGGAUUCCCAGCGUUGCAGGGUAGCAGCACUGGAAGCAUCAGGAGCCCUGGCCACCCUCUACCCUGGGGCCUUCAGCAACCAUCUAAUACCCAAGCUUGCUGAGGAGCUGCACAGAGGGGAGUCUGACUUUGCUAGAGGGGAUGGGUCACCCAAGUGCUCACCGCAUUUGCGCUGUCUGCAAGCUUUGUCAGCUGUUUCAACAAAUCCCAGCAUCGUCAAGGAGACGCUGCCUCUGCUGCUGGAGCAUCUUGGGAGGAUAAAUAAAGGCAAUGUGGUUACAGGACCCAGUGACAUUAUUGCCGUCUGUCAGAGUCUCCAGCAGGUGGCAGAAAAAUGCCAGCAGGACCCUGAGAGCUACUGGUAUUUCCAUCAGACAGCUGUACCUUGCUUGUUUGCCUUGGCUGUACAGGCUUCCAUGCCAGAGAAGGAGCCCUCAGUUUUGAGAGAAGUGCUAUUGGAAGAUGAGGUCUUGGCUGCCAUGGUGUCUGUCAUUGGUACUGCCACUACUCACUUGAGCCCUGAGUUAGCAGCCCAGAGUGUCACCCACAUAGUGUCCCUCUUCUUAGAUGGCAACACCUCCUUUCUGCCUGAAAACAGCUUCCCAAGCAGAUUCCAGCCAUUCCAGGAUGGCUCCUCAGGCCAGAGGCGGCUGGUUGCAUUGCUUAUGGCUUUUGUGUGUUCCCUGCCUCAGAAUGUGGAAAUCCCUCGGCUGAACCAGCUCAUGCGAGAGCUUCUGGAGUUAAGCUGCUGCCGUAGCUGUCCCUUCUCCUCCAACGCUGCUGCGAAGUGUUUUGCAGGACUCCUCAACAAGCAUCCUGCAGGGCAGCAGCUGGAUGAAUUCCUGCAGUUGGCUGUGGAUACGGUGGAAGCUGGACUGGGCUCUGGGCCCACUCGUCAUCAGGCCUUCACACUGCUGCUCUGGGUAACAAAGGCUCUAGUACUCAGAUACCAUCCUCACAGCUCCUCCCUUACAACUCAGCUCAUGGGCCUCCUGAGUGACCCAGAGUUAGGUCCAGCAGCAGCUGAUGGCUUUUCUCUGCUCAUGUCUGACUGCACUGAUGUGCUGACUCGCGCUGGCCACGCUGAAGUGCGGAUCAUGUUUCGCCAGCGGUUCUUCACAGACAAUGUGCCUGCUCUGGUCCAGGGCUUCCAUGCUGCUCCCCAAGAUGUGAAGCCAAACUACCUGAAGGGUCUGUCUCAUGUACUUCACAGGCUGCCCAAGCCUGUGCUCUUGCCAGAGCUGCCCACACUUCUUUCCCUGCUGCUAGAGGCCCUGUCCUGCUCUGACUCUGUGGUUCAGCUCUGUACCCUCAGCUGCCUUCAGCCUCUUCUACUGGAAGCACCUCAAGUCAUGAGUCUUCAUGUUGACACGCUGGUCACCAAGUUUCUGAACCUCAGCUCCAGCCCUUCCAUGGCUGUCCGGAUCGGUGCACUGCAGUGUAUGCAUGCUCUCACUCGCCUGCCCACUCCUGUGUUGCUGCCAUAUAAACCACAGGUGAUCCGGGCAUUAGCCAAGCCACUGGAUGACAAGAAGAGACUGGUGCGUAAGGAAGCAGUGUCAGCCAGGGGAGAGUGGUUUUUGCUAGGGAGCCCCGGCAGCUGAGCCCUUGAUCUUGACGUGUCUCGUCUGACAGACAAUCUAACCUGAAGAAACUCCUGACUUUGAGCCAUCUUGCCCAUAGCUGGGAGACCAUUGGCUUCUGCCUGCCUUUCCCACAGCGACAGUCCAAGUACUGGGCUUACGUUGCAUGGCUGUAGAAAAACAUCAGAGUCCUGAUUUCUAAAGGAUUUAUGAAGUAAUUAAGCAAGACUAUUUGUGUUUGAAGAAAGAUCUUGGAUCUUUUAUCGGGUGAAGGGAGCUCUGCUACUGAGGGAUGAAUGCAGAUAAGUGUGGCCCUGAGGACCAGGAAUGAUAACUGUCUACCUAAUGGAGAAUAAAGACUUCUUUGGGUAACAGGACUGACUGUCAAAUAACAGCCUCAGAAGUACACAGCUGAGGCAUCACUGCCCUGAACUUGAGGACUGGCAAUGUUAGGGAUGAGGAGGACUCAGGACAAGGAGAUACUACCAGGACCUCACUAGGCUUUGACCCCGGCUUCUUUUUCCUUCCCCUACAGUAGGGCAAAGAGUGAGACACUACAUAUCUUUACAAAUUGGUUGCCUUUAUUUUUGCUCCCUUCAGUAGUAUGUGAGAAACGGCAGUGACCUCAGGUGUUCUCCCAGACAGCAAAUGGAAAAAGAUGACUAGCCCCAGUGCUGUAUCUGGAGGGUGGGGUAGCUUAGCUGCCUGGCCCCUAGUCUGGGGCUGGAACUUCUGUUUGCCUGAGUAAAGGACAUCUGUCCUAGGAUUUGUCCACACUGUGUCUUGCUUCUGCAGUGAGCAGAAGGUUGGUCCUUGAGUUGUCCAUACAUAGUACCCCAGGGCAGGCCCACUGGCUCUGAUCAAGAGUUGAUAGAAAAGCUGCCUUUGGGGGCCCUUGAGACACUGUAGACAACAGAACAAAUACUUAAGCUGUCACUGACACAGUCCAGUUCACACUGCCAUCACAGAGGCCGAGUGCGCAGUCACCCAGGGAGGGGGCUCCCAGCUCAUUCCAUUCCCAUGGGGCAGGUGACUAGAAGGUAACAGCACCCGAGUAAGCCAGUGCCUACAAAAGAAGACAGAUAGUUCUCUGAGUUCAAAGUCCUUAGCUGUCCUUUGUGUUUAUUCUAUAGCAAACAUAUAUCAAGCACCAAAGUAGCAAGAGUUCUAUCUUUUCUCCAGCUGUGUCUAAUAAAUGCCCUCUGAAACCUUAAA
Cavia porcellus (domestic guinea pig) is the source of this 3898-nucleotide messenger RNA. RefSeq names its product MMS19 homolog, cytosolic iron-sulfur assembly component (gene Mms19). The transcript has 27 exons. Gene Ontology annotation, biological process: iron-sulfur cluster assembly. NCBI's taxonomy places the organism in Eukaryota, Metazoa, Chordata, Mammalia, Rodentia, Caviidae. The record is from RefSeq and is a predicted model, not a curated record. Gene Ontology annotation, cellular component: MMXD complex; cytosolic [4Fe-4S] assembly targeting complex. The coding region runs from base 155 to 2704 and encodes 849 amino acids.